AUGGAGAAGAUUUUCAUACCACCAUUCCCCAAAACUUGUUUGAAUUAUCAGAUUCCAGCAAAAGUGGAGAAUUCGCCUGAAGUUAAUCCAAAAACCAGAAGGAAAAAUCUAUCUUUCAUCAAGAAGAGAGAGCCCAUUAUCAUUCCCGACGAGCAACAAUUGGAUUACUUGUGUAGACAUGGAAGUCUGCUCGAAGCUGAGAAAGCUCUGGACUCGAUGUUUCAACAAGGAUCCACGGUAAAACGAAGCACUUACCUCAAAUUGUUGGAAUCGUGCAUUGAUUCUGGUUCUAUUCAUAUGGGUCGUAUCCUUCAUGCUCGGUUCGGUCUGUUUCCGGAGCCUGACGUCUUUGUGGAGACUAAGCUGUUGAGUAUGUAUGCGAAAUGCGGGUGUCUUGUUGAUGCACGUAAGGUGUUUGAUUCAAUGCGUGAGAGAAACCUGUACACAUGGUCUGCUAUGAUUGGUGCUUACUCGAGGGAAAAUCGGUGGAGAGAAGUCUCUAAGCUCUUUCGUCUGAUGAUGGAAGACGGAGUUUUGCCUGAUGAUUUCUUGUUCCCUAAGAUAUUACAGGGAUGUGCGAAUUGUGGAGAUGUUGAGACUGGGAAGCUGAUUCAUUCGCUGGUCAUUAAACUCGGGAUGACUUCUUGUCUUCGAGUUAGCAACUCGAUUUUAGCCGUGUAUGCGAAAUGUGGUGAAUUGAGUUUAGCUACGAGAUUUUUUAGACGCAUGGAGAAGAGAGAUUUGGUUGCUUGGAACUCAGUACUAUUAGCUUACAGCCAAAAUGGUAAACAUGAAGAAGCUGUAGGAUUGGUCGAAGAGAUGGAGAAAGAAGGGAUUUCUCCAGGGUUAGUUACUUGGAACAUAUUGAUUGGGGGUUAUAACCAGCUUGGAAAAUGCGAUGCUGCAAUGGAUUUGAUGCAGAAGAUGGGGAGUUUUGGUAUAACUGCUGACGUGUUUACGUGGACAGCUAUGAUUUCGGGCUUGAUUCAUAAUGGGAAGAGAUUUCAGGCAUUAGAUAUGUUCAGGAAGAUGUUUUUAGCGGCUGUAGUGCCUAAUGGAGUAACUAUUAUGAGUGCGGUGUCUGCUUGUUCGUGUUUAAAAGUUUUGAACCUGGGAUCAGAAGUUCACUCUAUUGCUGUGAAGAUGGGUUUUAUGGAUGAUGUGCUUGUGGGAAAUUCUCUGGUUGAUAUGUAUUCAAAGUGUGGGAAACUGGAAGAUGCAAGAAAAGUUUUUGAUUCGAUGAAAAAUAAGGAUUUAUAUACUUGGAACUCAAUGAUAACAGGGUAUUGCCAAGCAGAAUAUUGUGGGAAGGCUUAUGAAUUGUUUACAAGCAUGCAAGAGGCAAGUGUAAAACCAAAUAUUAUCACAUGGAACACGAUGAUUUCAGGAUAUAUCAAGAAUGGAGACGAGGCUGAGGCUAUGGAUCUAUUUCAGAGGAUGGAAAAGGAUGGGAAAGUUCAGCGGAAUACUGCAUCAUGGAAUCUAAUAAUUGCGGGCUACAUACAAAAUGGAAAAAAGGACGAGGCCUUGGAACUAUUUCGGAAAAUGCAGUUUUCUCGAUUCACGCCAAAUUCAGUUACCAUUCUAAGUCUCUUACCCGCUUGUGCUAAUCUUCUUGCGACCAAAAUGGUAAGAGAGAUACACGGUUGUGUAUUGCGGAGAAACCUAGAUGCAGUUCAUGCUGUUAAAAACGCUUUAACAGACACUUAUGCCAAGUCAGGGGAUAUUGGAUACGCAAUAACCAUAUUCAAGGGUAUGGAAACCAAAGACAUCAUAACUUGGAACUCGCUGAUUGGAGGUUAUGUUUUACAUGGUAGCUAUGGUCCAGCUCUUGAUCUUUUUGAUCAAAUGAAGACACAGGGGAUUAAGCCAAAUAGGGGAACUCUUGCGAGUAUCAUCCUUGCACAUGGUCUAACGGGAAAUGUUGACGAAGGAAAGAAAGUCUUCUCCAGCAUAGCGAAUGAUUACCAUAUCAUUCCUGCUCUGGAACAUUGUUGUGCUAUGAUAUCUUUGUACGGACGAUCUAACAGACUUGAAGAAGCUGUGCAGUUUAUGCAGGAGAUGAAUGUUCAAUCAGAGCCACCUGUCUGGGAAAGCUUCUUAACUGGCUGCAGGAUUCAUGGUGACAUUGACUUGGCAAUCCAUGCAGCAGAGCACAUGUUCUCCUUGGAACCUGAAAAUCCAAUCACUGAAAAUGUGGUUUCGCAGAUCUAUGCAUUAGGUGCAAAACUUGGGAGAUCUUUAGAAGGAAAGAAGCCGAGGAAAGAUAACUUGCUGAAGAAACCUCUUGGGCAAAGUUGGAUUGAAGUCAGAAAUUUGAUUCACACAUUCACGACAGGUGAUCAGUCGAAAUUAUGUACUGAUGUCCUGUAUCCCUGGGUGGAGAAGUUAUGUAGGCUGGAUGAUAGAAGUGACCAAUAUAACGGAGAACUUUUUAUUGAGGAAGAAGGAAGGGAAGAAAUUUGUGGAAUCCACAGCGAAAAGUUUGCCAUGGCUUUUGGCCUAAUUUCCUCAUCGCGUGCACCUAAGACGAUAAGGAUCUUGAAAAAUCUUAGGAUGUGCCGCGAUUGCCACAAUACUGCAAAAUACAUCUCUAAGAGAUACGACUGUGACAUAUUGUUGGAGGACACAAGGUGCUUGCACCACUUUAAGAAUGGAAGUGUUGAAGGCAAGCCUGCAUCAGUUGGCCCAUGGGGAGGCCAUAGUGGUCAUGCCUGGGAUGAUGGAAUGUACACCACAGUAAGGCAAAUAAUUAUAGCCCAUGGUUCUGGUAUAGACUCCAUCCAAGUUGAGUAUGACAAGAACGGUAGCUCGGUUUGGUCUGAAAAACGUGGAGGAAAGGGAGGCAAGAAAUUUGAUAAGGUCAAACUUGAUUACCCACAUGAGUAUCUAACUUCAGUACAUGGAACCUAUGGUAGUUUUGACGUCUGGGGAAAUCUAUGUGUCCGAUCUCUUACUUUUGAGAGUAACCGCAUAAAUUAUGGACCGUUUGGUGUUGAGUCAGGUACAUACUUCUCAUUGCCAAAAUCAGAGUCGAAGAUUAUUGGGUUCCAUGGGAAGACUGGUUGGUUCCUGGAUGCUAUUGGUGUUCACCUUCAACCAAUUACUAAAGAGAACAAUCCCUUGUCAAAAAUGCUUUUGCACUCACAUCAAAAUAUCUCUCAUGGUGAUAAGAAACUCGAGUACUCAGUGAUUCAAGGAAGUGUAGGCCAAAGCUUUGAUAUAGUUGUUGCCCUCAAACAGAAAGUAUCACCUUUACCUUCUUCUGAAUCCCAAGAUUACAAAGGUGCUGAGAUCACCAAACAUAAGCUGGGGACAGAUAUUGACAAGUUGCAGCCAAAAGCUGAAGGUGGUACAAAAACAUAUGGACCAUGGGGUGGAACCGGUGGUAUCAUGUUUGAUGACGGGAUUUAUACCGGCAUUAGACAAAUCAAUUUGUCACGCAAUGUCGGGAUUGUGUCUAUAAAGGUCUGUUAUGAUUUUAGAGGACAAGCUGUGUGGGGAAGCAAGCAUGGUGGCACGGGAGGGUUCAGACAUGAUAAGAUUGUAUUUGAUCACCCAUCAGAGGUUUUAACUCAUGUAACGGGAACUUAUGGACCGUUGAUGUACAUGGGACCUACUGUGAUAAAGUCACUGUCUUUCCACACCAACAGAGGAAAACAUGGACCUUUUGGAGAAGAACAAGGACCUUCGUUUACCCAUAAAAUCGACGAGGGUAGAGUUGUUGGGUUCCUUGGAAGAGAGGGUUUGUUUCUUGAUUCCAUUGGUGUUCAUGUUGUGGAAUGCAAAAUAAGCUCCCUUAAGCCAUCAUCUCCUUACAACGCAAUUGUUCCUCAUAACAAUUCUGGUGUUACCCAAAUCGAAAAUUCCCCCUGGGCUAAUAAGCUAGUCCUUGCAGCAAACGGCCAUGGCCGUGGCGAAGAGCAUGGAGUCGUUAAAGAACCAACACCAAGUGGACCUGGACCGUGGGGAGGUGAUGGAGGUAAACCGUGGGAUGAUGGAGUUUUUUCAGGGAUCAAGCAGAUAUUUGUAACAAGAGAAAAUGAUGCUAUCUCUUCAAUACAAGUCGAAUACGAUAGAAAUGGACAAUCUGUUUGGUCCGUUAAACAUGGUGGUAGUAAUAAUGGAGUCGCAACACACAGGAUUAAAUUAGCGUACCCAAAAGAAAUGCUCACUUGCAUUUCCAGGUACUACGGACCUCUGAACAUUUCUAAGAGAUCUAAUGUUAUCAAAUCUUUGAGUUUUUACACGAACCGAGGCAAGUACGGUCCAUACGGUGAAGAAACCGGGACCUUUUUCACUUUGACUACAACAGAAGGAAAAGUGUUAGGGUUACAUGGAAGGAGUAGCUCUUACUUGGACGCCAUUGGAGUUCAUAUGCAACAUUGGCUUGGCAACAAUAAGCCUUACUUCAACAAGGCUUGUUUCAAGAUCUUUUGA
Arabis nemorensis is the source of this 4440-nucleotide messenger RNA. NCBI's taxonomy places the organism in Eukaryota, Viridiplantae, Streptophyta, Magnoliopsida, Brassicales, Brassicaceae. The record is from the annotation of a GenBank genome assembly.